This is a messenger RNA of Neurospora hispaniola, 1094 nucleotides long. RefSeq lists its product as uncharacterized. The transcript is spliced from 2 exons. NCBI's taxonomy places the organism in Eukaryota, Fungi, Ascomycota, Sordariomycetes, Sordariales, Sordariaceae. The record is from RefSeq and is a predicted model, not a curated record. Bases 391 to 999 code for a protein of 202 amino acids.
CUCCUCCUCGGUCACGGUUUGCGGAAAGUUGUUUCCUGUUACAUCUCUCUCGCCCGUCUUACUUGCCGUCCUUGGAUAAAGCUCUCAACAGCGACCACUGCGACCUUGACACCCCACGCAUUACUGUCCCUUGGCAACCAAGAACCUUGUUGACCACCCCCCUUCCGUCUUCGGAAGCUUAUCAAACCUCAACAUCACACACCUUAUUGGCAGACACCCUUCACUUCCUGCCAGUCGUCAUAACGGUCACCACGGCAAACAACAUCGGCUCAGCCCUGCUACUUUUCCACCUUUCUCAAAACACGACAUCGUCCCCUUAGCUGCGCGGACCACCAACCUCGCCCACAAGCGAAUCUAUCACACAUCAAUCACCGUCCAAGCCAAACCAUCAUGUCGCAAACAAUGGAAAAGCUCACCGUCGUCGAGGCUGCCCCAAUGCCGGCUAGCCAUAUCAAACCCACCAGCUUCUUCACCGCGCGUUCCCGAGCCUGCUGCAGAUGCAACGAGGAAGGCUCCUCUCACGACCAGCAGUGCAUCAAGGCCCAAUGCACACAUGGUUACUGCACCGAUUGCCCCCAGCUGGACUCGCGCGGCAGGGAGGUGAUUCCUCACUCGUUCCCUUGCAACUGGGUCUGCAACACGUGCUCCGAGGUCCACAGCGUUCUCUCCAUCCUCGUCAAGAACGUCGAAUGCAAGUGCGAAAAGCCGACACUACAGGCUAUUUACGACCAGUUUGGCCGCAUCUUCCUCUACUUCCGCAACGACCCCGCUGUAGACGACUUGACCGAUCCGGCUAAAGUACAGGAGGCGGCCUGGAGGGUCUGGGAGGCGGGUGCCGAGCCGUGGUUGCCGCAUGUCAUUGCUGCUGAGGAGGCGAUUGCGAGGGCGAGUUCCAAGAAGGGUUGGAGUCAGUUAUCUCAAGCUAGUUUCUCGAGUGAGGAUCCCCUCGACAUGGACAUGUCCGAGACGACGGAGUCGGUCGUUAGCGACUCGUAUUAAGUACGGGAGCAAUCAGCUUCAACUGCUUUCGGCUGGAUCGUCAACUGGUUUCCACAGUGCCACCUUCUUUUGAUAGCGACGUCAUUGCUCGACGU